GAUGCCGUAUGGCGCUGAUAAAUGUGGCGAGCAGUAUACCAAGCGGCAACAAUAAGCAUUGAUCGGCCGAAUGCGCCUGCGAACAAAAGUCGCCCGCCGCGCUGGUUCAUCUCGCCCAACUUCAGCUUCUCGAGAGCAAGCAGCCGUCGACGUCCUUGGCUAUUUCCGAGUAGCACGGUCGUCAUUGCUUCCACAGCUCUUGCAAGGAGGAAAAGUAUACAAUCACAGGGCUCAUCCCGACUCAGUUCUACCAGACAUCCCAUCUCCACGCGCCCCGCCUACGUGUACACAGUACCACCACACCAUCCCACUCCCCAGCCAUCCGCUUUUAAAUUCCAACUCCCUUCUAUAUCCCUCCAUUCUGUUUAGCUACGCCGCACACAUUCUUCACCCCUAGCAAGCCAUGGCCGUAAUAUGGGGCCUCGACCUGAAGGAGAUGCAAUGGGGCAAGUUCAAGAACAGCUACAUGUGGAACAAGGAGUACCACCUUCGCCGGACAAAGUUCAUUGUAUACCAAAUCGCCAUGAUCUUCUGCGUUGUGAGCGAGAGUCUGGGCACCGCCGCGCUUAGUGAUUACGUCGACCAACAAGACUUCGUCGCAGCGCACUCUCCUGGCCCGGAAUCCGCCACCGUCCACAACAACGACUACGUCGGCAUCGCCUCCUACAACAUCUUUGUCGGCGUGUAUGUCGCCACCAUCUUCGGCUCUGCUUUCUUCUUCGACCUCUUCUGGCCCGAGCGCAAGGAGAUUCCCUCCGUCAAACUUGCAUGGCGCAUAUGCUCCGUCCUGGCAUGUCUGUUCACGCUCUCCUGCGCGCUCGCAUACACGGUAAUCCUCGCGACGCGGUCCGCGUAUGUGACCGGGACCGAUGCGACGACGGCUUCGCGCCUACUCGCUGAGUAUGGAGGGAGUCCGAUGCGGUACCGGGAUAACGGGCGGGCGGUUGCGAGCGUGGUGUUUCUGUGGCCUGGAAUGCUGGCUACGUUUGCGAGUACCGCAUUGCUCUGGCACUCCCUCUCCCACAUCGACGCGCACGGCCCCAAGUCCACACAUGCCCGCACCCGCGAUGGCCUCAGUGGCGACGCCGACGCCGAGAAACCUGUUAACGGCAGCGCGGACGGCAUUGCGGGCACCGGCAACAGAUACGCCCCGCCCCGUAUUUCUGAGUAGUUUACAGAUCAUCGGCCCAACUUUGAGGAUAUCAGGCAUUCUGUCGAGCGAACCGCUGCCGAGUGCAAUAUGCUGCUGAAUGCGGCACAGGAGUAUAGGGAUAAGGCUAAGGCUAAAGCCAAGGGAUGUCGUGCGACUUCAGCAUUGGAUGGGGAUACGAUCGUUAAUGAUGGUGGUGAUGGUAGAACUGUGGGAGCUGGUGAGAGUAUCGAGAUGCAGGAUCUGGCUGAGUCGAGGAGUAUACAAAGUCUGACCGGCCUAUAUAAGGCUGGGAGGGGGUGAGUUGGGGGGUGAGCGACGUGUAUUGAGCGUUUUGGUUUGGUUUGGCUUGCAUUAAUACCCCGACGUAUGAGUGUGCGGCGUUAGUCUUGGGUUUGAACAUGCAUUUUUGGUUGGGAGCGUGGGUUAGCAUGCCGCAAGGCUGUAUGAAUCAUGGAUACUCUGC
Molecule: messenger RNA, 1616 nt
Organism: Paraphaeosphaeria sporulosa
Lineage: Eukaryota; Fungi; Ascomycota; Dothideomycetes; Pleosporales; Didymosphaeriaceae
Exons: 3
Coding region: 404-1171 (255 amino acids)
Source: RefSeq, a predicted model, not a curated record